Messenger RNA from Rhododendron vialii, 2186 nucleotides. Its product is annotated as serine/threonine-protein kinase PBS1-like. The record is from RefSeq and is a predicted model, not a curated record. Gene Ontology annotation, molecular function: protein kinase activity; ATP binding. The transcript has 5 exons. NCBI's taxonomy places the organism in Eukaryota, Viridiplantae, Streptophyta, Magnoliopsida, Ericales, Ericaceae. Bases 313 to 1731 code for a protein of 472 amino acids. Gene Ontology annotation, biological process: protein phosphorylation.
UCUAUAUCUAAAUGCAAAACAAGACAGGACAGGCUCAUUUGAAUGAAAAAUGGACAGGCUCAUUUGAAUGAAAAAUUUACUCUGUAAACAAAAAGCCGUCCCUCUUCUCCCUCUCUCUCUCUCUCUCUCUCUCUCUCUACAUUCUCUCUUUUCUUAGAGAAACCAAUUUCCCACGCCAUUUACUUGUGCUGGUAUUUUGGUCUGUCUUUGUGGACUUUUACAGAGACACCCAUCUGAUUUUCGAAGCAGAUUUGAUCUAUUUUGGGUACAAUCAAGUAAGGUUUUUGGUUUGGGAAGAAGGGUAGAAAAGGAAUGGGCUGCUUUUGGUGUUUUCAUUUUAAGGAGGAGUUGUUGAAGGAAAAUAAUUCAAAAGAGGAAGAAAAGCUGAAUCCCAGUUUGAAUAGAGGUCAGAGAAAGGAAAUCCACCCUCAUGUCCUCUCUAACAUGUCUAAAUUAUCUUCUGGAAUCGACAGACUGAAAACAAGAAACAAUGGGGGAUUGAGGCAUUUGUCAAUGGCUCAAAAGGAUAUGCCAAAUAUUGCUGCACAAACAUUCACUUUCCGUGAGGUUGCCGCUGCGACGAAGAACUUUAGGCCAGAGUCUUUCUUGGGGGAAGGAGGAUUUGGGCGUGUAUACAAAGGGCGGCUUGAAAGCACGGGCCAGGCUGUUGCUGUGAAACAGCUGGACAAAGAUGGGCAUCAGGGUAACAGGGAAUUUCUCGUGGAAGUUCUCAUGCUUAGCCUUCUGCAUCAUGAUAAUCUCGUGAAUUUGAUUGGGUAUUGUGCCGAUGGGGACCAACGACUUCUUGUCUACGAAUAUAUGCCCUUGGGAUCUUUGGAAGAUCACCUUCUUGAUCUUCCUCCAGACAAAGAGCCACUAGAUUGGAACACAAGGAUAAAGAUAGCAGCUGAUGCUGCUAAAGGUUUAGAAUACCUUCAUGACAAAGCAAACCCUCCAGUAAUUUAUAGGGACUUCAAAUCAUCCAACAUAUUAUUGGAUGAAGGAUUUCACGCGAAGCUAUCUGAUUUCGGGCUUGCAAAGCUUGGUCCAACAGGAGACCAGUCACAUGUUUCCACCAGGGUUAUGGGAACGUUUGGUUAUUGCGCCCCCGAGUAUGCAAUGACCGGACAACUGACAGUGAAAUCUGAUGUUUAUAGUUUUGGAGUAGUUUUCCUAGAGCUUAUUACGGGACGCAGAGCCAUUGAUAGCACCCAACGACGUGGAGUACAGAACCUUGUCCAAUGGGCUCGCCCCCUCUUCAACGACCGUAAAAAACAUGCGAAACUGGUAGACCCGCGAUUGAAUGGUCAGUAUCCAAUGCGGGGUCUCUACCAAGCUCUCUCUGUGGCAUCGAUGUGCAUCCAAGAAGAGGCUGCCGCCCGUCCUCACAUCAGAGACGUGGUAACUGCCCUGUCUUUUCUUGCAAACCAGUCAUAUGACCUUAGUAGUGCUCCGGGACACAUCCGUACACUUUCUGGGGACAAGGAUGAGAAAACAACCAACGAUGAGGGAGGUGGGAGGAUAUUGAAGAACGAAAAAGGUGGAAGAUCCGGACGCAAGUGGGAGUCUGAUGGAACCGAAAGGGAAGACUCUCCGACAAAAAAUGCUAAGGUGACAACUAGGGACUUGGAUAGGGAACGGGCCGUUGCAGAGGCGAAAAUGUGGGGAGAGAAUUGGCGAGACAAAGGGCGUCUAACUGCUCAAGAAAGUUUCAAUGGCACCAACGGGUAAAACCCCCAAACGUUUACUGAAGGCUCCAUCUUUUGCCUUUGCUCAUAUUCAGCACAUGUAGUAGAGGGACUGAAGAAACAAUGGGGGGCUCAAAUGGUUACUUCUGCAAUUUCAUUUAUUUUUUUCGGAACACAUAAAAAAGGGCGGAAGGAAACGGCGUACAUAUGCGGAUAGAAGAAAACAGAGCACAAGAUUAUGAGGUUUUAAAUUUUUUUGGGAGGAAUAUGGUCUCAUGUGGUACUUCUGCUGCCUUUUUGAGGUUGUUCAUCCUGUUGUUGUAUGUAUUCAUAUUCAACAUUUUGAUUUUUGGCGUAUACCAGUCCUUCAGCACCAUAGUUUUCUUGUUCAGCGCGAUUCGAAGAAUUCAUUUCUUCCAUGUAAAUACCUCAUUUCUCUGUCUUCUUGUUUUAAAAUACUGUUGGAUUGACUCUUGCUUGUAUGCUUUUGCUUGUGCU